UUUCAACAUGCCUUUGGUUGCCAAUUACUCGUCGGGAUCAGACAGCGACAGUGAGCCUGAACAAACCACUAAACCACAAAGAUCGUUUAUCGACUCAUUACCUCCUCCGAAGCGGAAGGUUGAAACAGCCAAUGGCAAAGUUCAGAUCUUUGUAGAUCUUCCCAAACUGAACAAUGACAAUGAUAAUGACAAAGAUUUUAAGGACACUAUGUCGGCUAACAAGCGACCAAAGACCUCAGGAGGUUCUGGAUUGUCAGCUCUUCUACCACCUCCAAAGAAUCCUAACGCCAGCCUUAGAAAAGAAGGAUCGACCUCUUCUACCCCAACCACAGCACCCAUUUCCACCACCACAUCGUUUAUACCACCUGCCCUUGCAAAACGGAAAGCAGAGCUAGCUGCAAAAGCCUCAGCAACAACCACUGUAGAUAAAGCCAAAUUGAAUAUUACUAAAAAGACGACUGUUGAAGACGAAGAAGAAGAAGAAGAAGACGACGAAAGUGACAAUGAAGAUGUAGGAGAAGUCAAAAGCUUCUUCCCAUUAGGACCAAAUAUCACGCAGGUUUUAACAACGCCUACACAAUCCCAACCAGCCACUAUAACAGAACCAGUGGCAGAGACUAACCAGCCAACGGAAGCAGAAAGCUCCACGAUCUCUUACACAGCAGCCGACGCAUAUGCUUAUUAUGAUCCCAAUGCGCAAUACGAUCCAGCAGCCUAUCAGCAAUGGUAUGAGCAGCAAGCGGCAUAUGCACAGUAUGGAGAACAGAAUGCCCCAGAAGAGGAGCUAAGUAAUGAAGCGAUGGAGAGACUCAUGGGUAGACACGGGAGAGGAUUUGGGGAACACAUCAACAUAAAGACUGUCAAUUUAGCAGAAGAACUCCAAAACAAGGACGGAAUCCCAACCCAGGAGCCCAUUGGGCUUUCAGGGAGCUCGAUCAAAACAAGUUCUCUUCAAAAGCGCAAGAGCAAUAUUAUGUAUUUGGCUCACCAAGCUCAAAGCAAACGAGACAUUCUAGCAGAACAAUAUGCACAAAAUCGCAAGACAAAACGAGAGGCUAAAAUGAAAUAUGGGUUUUGAAAUCGGAUUGGAAACUACCCAGAAAUUCUCCCCCUCCUAUGCUGGUUUGGAAUUUGGCGAUGCCAUGAUGUAAACAAGCAGUAUGUCAGUCGACAAUUUAAACUAUGAGCAUUAAAUAAAGAACGUCUUGCAUAAUUUUGAGUGGGAAGCGUUAAUCUCCCUAUUGGCUGCUGUAAGAUGUCAAUUGUUUCAAUCCCAU
Messenger RNA from Umbelopsis ramanniana AG, 1277 nucleotides. RefSeq lists its product as uncharacterized. Gene Ontology annotation, cellular component: nucleus. Bases 8 to 1078 code for a protein of 356 amino acids. The record is from RefSeq and is a predicted model, not a curated record. Lineage: Eukaryota; Fungi; Mucoromycota; Umbelopsidomycetes; Umbelopsidales; Umbelopsidaceae. The transcript is spliced from 5 exons.